UCUCCCGAGAUCCCCAAUCCCACGCCCUCGCCUCCCAAAUCUCCCCGCCUCCCGCGCCCGCGCCACCCCAAAUCGCCUUCGGGCCGGGCGCCCGCCGCCAGCGACCGACCGGCAGGCUGGCCGCCCCGCCAGUCCCGCCUCCGCCCGCGGCUCCCUCCGCAGCGGCGGGCCAAGGAGCGAUGGACGAAGAUUUCAACUUGGGGAGCAGCUCGGCGGACUGGGGCGGCGGCGGCGGCGGCGAGCUGACGGCCACCCCGGCCGAGCAGCAGGAGCAUCCGCCGGCCGGUCGCGCGGUGCGGCCGAACCAGAAGCGGUCGAAGAACUUCAGCGCCGCGGAGGACGAGGCGCUGGUGCAGGCGUGGCUGGGCGUCGGCGUGGACGCGGCCCAGGGCGGCGAGCGCGCCGCCUACUGGAGGAGGAUCCACGACCGCUACCACGCCCGCGGGGGGGUCCAGUCCGCCCGCAACCAGAACUCCAUCACGCACCGCUGGUCCACCAUCCAGGACAGCGUGGGCAGGUUCGAGAGGUGCCUGGCGCGGGUCGACGGCACCGGCACCGGCCAGGAUGGGGUGACCACCCAAGACGAGAUUAUGCAGGCACUUGCUCUGUACAAGUCUGAAGAUCAGAACAACAAGUCGUUUCAGUUCCUGCAUUGCUGGAAUCUCCUGAGAACCCAUCGGAAGUGGAUCGGCAGGUCGUCUCAGAAACCGUCGCAGAAGAAACAGAAGACGACUCCCAGUUCAAGUCCGAGCUCGUCUGCUCCGUGUGCGCUCGAGGAUACUGAGGCUGCAGCUGAAGAAUGCGAGGUACCGAGGCAGCCGGGAGGAACGACGGGCGAGGAUGUUGAGCAUUUGUCGCCCGGGGGAAACGAUUCGGUAGACUGGGGCGGCGGCGAGCUGUUGGUUAGCCCGCCUGAGGAGGAACACUGGCCGAUCGGAGUGGUUACUCUCUCCGUGAGACGGAACCAGAAGAGGACUAAGAAUUUCAGUAACAAGGAGGACGAGAUGCUGGUGGUGGCAUGGCUGAAUGUCGGCGUGGAUCCGGUCCAAGGCAGCGAACGCACCGCGUACUGGAAAAGGAUUUUUGACUACUACCACUCCCACAAGGACUGUGAAUCAGAUCGCAACCAAAAUUCCAUCAUGCAUCGCUGGUCUACGAUUCAAGAAAGCGUGAGCAAGUUCGAGAGGUGUCUAACACGGAUAGAGGGUACAAGCCAGAAUGGGAUGACGACUCAAGACGAGAUUAUGCAAGCACUUGCUCUAUUCAAGUCUGAAGAUCAGAACAAUAAGUCAUUUCAAUUUUUGCAUUGUUGGAAUAUCUUACGAACCCAUCACAAAUGGAUUGAUAGGUCGUCCCAGAUCUCAUCUCAGAAAUUUUCUCAGACAUCGUCUCAGAAAAAACAGAAGACAGCUCCUAAUUCGAAUCCGAGUUCGUCUACUCCAUGUACUCUUGAGAACGGUGUGGUGGCCACUCAAGAAUUUGAGGUAUCGGUACAGACAAUCGGCAGUAAUAAGGAUAAAGAAAAUUUACAACAAGGUGGAGAUGGUUUGUACCCGGAGGCGAUAGAUGAGGAUGGAACUCAAGAAUGUGAGGUACCAAUACAGCUGAUGGGUAGGAAUGAGAAGGAAAAAUUACAAGGUGGAGACAGUUUGCCCCUAGAGAUGAUAGAUAAUCUGCACGCCAAGGAGAAAGAGGCGGAUGCGGAGAAAGAGCGCAAGAAAAAUGAGACAGCAUAUGCACUAGAACGAGAGAGGGUUGCACUAGAGCAAAUGAGGGCUGCAAAUGAGGCAAAAAGUUUGGAGACGAGGAGCAAAGAAUUAGAUUUGAAGAGCAAAGAGCUAGAUUUGAAGAUAAUGUUAGAAGAAGAGAGAAUUAUGGCUUUGGACAUUAGUGUCAUGUCUGGGCCACAACAACAGUACUACAGGAGCCUACAGAAUGAAAUCAUCACCCGACGAUUCAAUCGCACGGGUUGAGCAUCUAUGAAACACAAUGUUAGUUUGUUCCUAGAGGUGAUAGAUAAUCUGAGUAAGUUGGGUGAACUUUAUUAAGUUGCAUGGACCAUUAUGGUAUGUGAACCUUAAGUCGCAUGGAGUGUCAUGCGCAAAGAGUUGUUGAAAUGGAAUCCAACUUGUUUAUAUUGCAAUGAACAUGUUGAAACCA
Molecule: messenger RNA, 2160 nt
Organism: Panicum virgatum (switchgrass)
Lineage: Eukaryota; Viridiplantae; Streptophyta; Magnoliopsida; Poales; Poaceae
Exons: 4
Coding region: 180-1973 (597 amino acids)
Source: RefSeq, a predicted model, not a curated record